CGGCGACAGUAGUCCUCAUCCCGGUGGCCCAGCUCUUGAGCGGACGCGGGGCUUUGCAAAUGGCUUGUCCCGCCCUUGGUCUAGAAGCUCUUCAGCCCCUGCAGCCCGAGCCCCCACCAGAACCAGCCUUCUUCGAGGCGCAGAAGUGGAUCGAGCAAGUAACUGGCAGAAGUUUUGGCGAUAAGGAUUUUCGGACAGGGUUAGAAAAUGGAAUCCUUCUGUGCGAGUUGCUGAAUGCCAUAAAGCCAGGACUUGUUAAGAAGAUCAAUAGAUUGCCUACCCCCAUUGCAGGAUUGGACAAUAUCAUCUUAUUCUUGAGAGGUUGUAAAGAGCUUGGCCUUAAAGAAUCUCAACUUUUUGACCCAAGUGACCUCCAGGAUACAUCAAACAGAGUAGCCAUCAAGAGCCUUGAUUAUAGCAGAAAACUGAGAAACGUAUUAGUUACCAUUUACUGGCUGGGAAAAGCAGCAAAUAGCUGUACAUCCUAUAGUGGAACUACACUGAACCUGAAGGAAUUUGAAGGAUUGCUGGCUCAGCUGCGAAAGGAGACUGAAGAUACAGAGAGUCCUAAGCGUAGCAUCCGAGACAGUGGCUACAUCGACUGCUGGGAUUCCGAGCGCAGCGACUCCCUCUCCCCUCCGCGGCAUGGCAGAGAUGAUUCCUUCGACAGCCUAGAUUCCUUUGGCUCCCGUUCCCGGCAGACACCUUCCCCAGAUGUAGUCCUCAGGGGAAGCAGUGAUGGGAGAGGAAGUGACUCGGAGUCUGACUUGCCUCAUCGCAAGCUUCCAGAUGUGAAGAAGGAUGAUAUGUCUGCAAGGCGGACGUCCCACGGUGAGCCGAAAUCAGCAGUGCCUUUUAACCAGUACCUCCCGAACAAAAGCAACCAGACAGCCUACGUCCCUGCUCCUCUGAGAAAGAAGAAAGCAGAAAGAGAGGAGUACAGGAAGAGCUGGAGUACCGCCACCUCCCCCCUGGGAGGAGAAAGGCCCUUCAGAUACGGUCCGAGAACUCCUGUGUCUGAUGACGCAGAGAGCACUAGUAUGUUUGACGUGCGGUGUGAAGAGGAGGCCACAGUGCAGCCACACAGCAAGGCCCGACAGGAGCAGCUGCAACUGAUCAAUAGCCAGCUGAGGGAAGAGGAUGACAAAUGGCAAGAUGACCUGGCUCGAUGGAAAAGCCGCAGAAGAAGCGCUUCUCAGGACUUGAUCAAGAAAGAAGAAGAAAGGAAAAAAAUGGAGAAGUUGCUGGCUGGAGAAGAUGGGACAAGUGAACGAAGAAAAAGCAUCAAAACCUACAAAGAAAUUGUCCAAGAAAAAGAGCGGAGAGAACGAGAAUUGCAUGAGGCGUAUAAGAACGCUCAGUCUCAGGAGGAGGCGGAGGGGAUCCUCCAACAGUACAUUGAGAGAUUCACCAUCAGUGAGGCUGUCCUUGAACGCUUGGAGAUGCCAAAAAUUCUGGAGAGAAGCCAUUCAACAGAGCCAAACUUAUCCUCUGCCCUGAACGAACCCAACCCCAUGAAAUACCUGCGGCAACAGUCACUGCCUCCACCCAAAUUCACUGCCACUGUUGAAACCACCAUCGCUCGUGCCAGUGUCCUGGAUACCAGCAUAUCAGCAGGCAGUGAUUCUCCCAGCAAAACUGUCAUUCCCAAAGCAGUGCCUAUGCUGACACCCAAGCCUUACUCCCAGCCCAAAACCUCUCAAGAGGUUCUGAAGACCUUUAAGGUAGAUGGAAAAGUUAGCAUGAAUGGAGAAAUGGCUCAUGGAGAUGAGGAGGAGAAGGAAAGCGAGUGUCCCACAAUGACAUUUGCCCCCUCCUUAACCAAAUCCCAGAUGUUUGAAGGUGUGGCCAGGAUCCAUGGGUCCCCUGUGGAGUUGAAGCAAGACAACAAUGGCAUUGAGAUCAACAUAAAGAAACCAAAUUCUGUUCCCCAAGAACUGACAGCAACCACUGAGAAAACUGAUCCGAGCAGUCGAGAGGAUAUGAAUGAUGAUGGAAAACCAGAAAAAGGGAAUACAGAGUUUGCCUCAUCAGAGCCACAGAAUUUCACAACAACCGUGACUCGAUCCAGCCCAACUGUGGCCUUUGUGGAGUUUUCCUCCAGUCCCCAGCUAAAAAACAAUGUGCCAGAAGAAGAUCAGAGGAAACCAGAAAAUGAAAUGAGUGGAAAGGUGGAGUUGGUGCUGUCACAAAAGGUAAUGAAGCCAAAAUCUCCAGAACCAGAAGCAACCCUGACAUUUCCAUUGCAGGACCAAAUGCCUGAAACCAACCAACUACAUUUGCCAAAUCUCAAUUCUCAAGUGGAUUCUCCAAGCAGUGAAAAGUCACCUGUAACUACACCUCAGUUUAAAUUCUGGGCAUGGGACCCGGAAGAGGAACGUAGGCGACAGGAAAAAUGGCAACAGGAGCAGGAACGUGUGCUCCAGGAAAGAUACCAGAAGGAGCAGGACAAGCUGAAAGAAGAAUGGGAAAAGGCUCAAAAGGAGGUAGAAGAAGAAGAACGCAGAUAUUAUGAGGAGGAACGCAAGAUAAUUGAAGACACAGUGGUUUCAUUUACUGUUUCUUCGAGUUCUGCAGACCAGCUGUCAACAUCCUCUUCCAUGACUGAAGGCAGCAGGACAGUGAAUAAGAUGGACCUAGAAAACUGUCAAGAUGAAGAGCAAGAGAGAAGACAGAAGAAACCACUCCAGGGGGACGACAGUAACUUAUUGCUUAACAAUAUGGAAAGGGAUCCACAGGAGGAAAAGAGAAGCUUAACUCAUGGGGCCCUGACUCACUCUGAGAACCCUAUACCAAAAGCAGUCCAUCAGGACCAGCAGCUGGAAAUGGAAGCUGGGGUUCCACACUAUGGGAUGAACCAACAGCUAUCUCAGGAUCCAUCCUGGAAUCAGCAAGUAUUAAACCCACCUUCGCACAUUUCUGGAGAAAUGAAGCCGAAAACCCUCCCAUUGGAUAAAAACAUCAACCAUCAGAUUGAGUCUCCAAGUGCAAGGCGGAAGACAAGCCCUCAAGAGAACUUCCAGGCUGGACACUUGUCCCCCUGCUCUCCCACACCUCCUGGCCAGUCACCAAACAGGUCUAUAAGUGGGAAGAAGCUGUGCUCUUCUUGCAGCCUUCCUUUGGGGAAAGGAGCUGCUAUGAUCAUCGAGACCCUAAAUCUCUUUUUUCACAUCCAGUGCUUUAAGUGUGGAAUUUGUAAAGGACAGCUUGGAGAUGCAGUAAAUGGGACAGAUGUGAGGAUUCGAAAUGGUCUUCUAAACUGCAAUGAUUGCUACAUGCGAUCCAGAAGUGCUGGCCAGCCUACAACAUUGUGAUAUGGUUUUCAAGCUUCCAGAUCAUUCGCCGUUUCUUUAUUGAGGGUGUCCCUGGCAGUUGUCUAACAAAACCCCAAGUUCCGGGGCUCCCCAGCAGUCAUCUAAUUUCAGAAAGGCUAUUCUAAAAGAUGGUAUCUGUUCUUUUGUAGCACGGUGUGUUUUACUCUGGUUUCUUGUUUGUUUUGUUUGCAUUUGCACACAUAGAACGAGAAUGUUGACGUAUAAUGAUCCCGAAUAGCUCAAAAAGGGUCUCCGCAUGGUCAAGCAGGUUUAUGGUUUAAACCAUGUUAUUUUCUUUUAUGAGACUUUUAUGGUAAAUGAUGCAAUAACCUGUUUUUUGGUAGUUUUUCUAGGAAUUAAACAUUUUAUGUUUACAGAAUUGAGCUGCAGACAGUACAAGACAUGCCAAUUUGAGACAGUGGUCUUCUAAGAUGGGAGCAUAAAAGGAAUGCAUUUCAGAAGCUAAACAUCACAGCAAGCUCUCUGAUCUAUAACUUGUUUUUAAAGCAAAGACCCUAGUCUGAUAAUAUAUACUGUAAUCCUGAAAUAUUUGUGUUGCUUACCUUUUGAUGGUAGACAUUAUACCAAUAAAUUAUUGUACCAUUAGUAUUAGAUUUUGUGUACCUUGGAAGUUACGUCAUUAAUAUAGGCUGUUCCAUCAAAUAAACCCUUACAAUAUCUGCUAGAUUUAGACUCUGGGACAUUGCCCAACGGGUAGGAAAACAACAGCGGGAAAUAUUUCACUCCUCAUUUCCAAAGUUAUUAUCAAGAUCUGUGACAAAGUUUAAUCUCAAGAAGAGUGCUGAGUCAUCGCCAUGAGACCUGUGUGGCUUGCUUCUCUCCAGGCACUAGAUUAGUGAGGUCUCAGGAAGAGACUUUCAUAGGCAAUGGAAGAUCUUCUCAUAAUAAGGCCAUCGUUAGGACUGGUAACUCCUCACCUUGCAAAUUCUCCUUGAAAGCCUGAAGCACAAGUGUCUAAAUAAAAGCAUGAAGCCCAUCCUAAUAGAAUCCUAAAUGACAUAUGAUGUACAAGCCACUGGUAUGUGAUCAGCAAGACCCUACGGAUCCAACUGUGCCCUGCCCACUCUUUGUUUUACCACCUCUUUUCAUCAAGAAUUCUGGACCAUGCACAUGGAGAGGUUUAGAAAGAAACUCUUGUCAAGGACUAAGUAUCUUCUGCCCUGUGUGAUGAAGUUCAGCUGGCCAAGGAAGACCUCAAAUUACUAAAAAGCAUCACAUUUUAGAUCUCCAGGCUUUUUUUCUUUAAGACUGGGGAAGGGGAAACUAUUUAUUCUGCCUUAAAAUGAUGCAAAUAAGUGAAGAUUACAGUAUGUGAAUGUAAACACUCCUACUAGUUUAAUGUAGUCAUAAAAGGAGAUCAAAUAGAUGUUUUUUUCUGUUAUGUAAGCAAAAAAAAAUUGUUUUUUCUGUGUCUUACUGAGUCUGGCUAACAAUUAUUUAUUUACAUGCUAAAGGGUUCUUUGCAUGUGGGUUCUGUAUGAGUGCAGACAUUUCCUCAUCCACUGGAGGCAUUUUCACCAUAUUGUCAUUUGGAAGAGCUGUUGUUAGAGUGAAAUCUAUACAUCAUUUCAUUAAAAAUUGUGCCUUAGAAAAUGCAAAGCUGUUGCACAUAGUCAGUGAUGAAUUAUGGAUGCAGAACACUGAAGAGAGAUGAAGUCAUUUCCAAGUUCCCCAGACUUCUCAUGGAGGUGUUUACUGUUUUAGAAGGGGGGAAAAAU
Molecule: messenger RNA, 5053 nt
Organism: Chrysochloris asiatica (Cape golden mole)
Lineage: Eukaryota; Metazoa; Chordata; Mammalia; Afrosoricida; Chrysochloridae
Gene: LIMCH1
Product: LIM and calponin homology domains 1
Exons: 27
Coding region: 60-3314 (1084 amino acids)
Biological process (GO): positive regulation of stress fiber assembly; regulation of focal adhesion assembly
Cellular component (GO): stress fiber
Molecular function (GO): myosin II head/neck binding
Source: RefSeq, a predicted model, not a curated record